This is a messenger RNA of Histoplasma capsulatum G186AR, 3876 nucleotides long. Its product is annotated as DHHC zinc finger domain-containing protein. Lineage: Eukaryota; Fungi; Ascomycota; Eurotiomycetes; Onygenales; Ajellomycetaceae. Gene Ontology annotation, cellular component: cytosol. The record is from RefSeq and is a predicted model, not a curated record. Bases 1 to 3876 code for a protein of 1291 amino acids. The transcript has 6 exons.
AUGGGAGCACUGGGAACUGUUGCUGCCGUGGUGUUUGCUUUGUCGUUCGUGACAUUCGUUGCUUUGUUUGGGAGACUACCAGCCCUGAGAAAAACUCCAAUUGGUUUGCUGCAUCGUAUCAUCUGGAUCCAUACCCCCAAGUUUCUGCGCCUGGUCGAUGGUGUCUUUUUUGGCUCCCGGGUCUCACGAUGGGGAAGCCGUUCUGGACAUUAUUUAAUGUAUGAAAACCAUCCUGUGAUAUUGAUAUUCUUCCUUGUGCUGCUGGUCGGCUCGGAAGCUGUAUUUGUUCCCGCCAUCUGGUCAAGGAUCGGGGUAUUCCACAAACUUUGCAUCCCAGUCAUUGCUACAUUGCCAUAUUGGCUUUUAUAUAGUUCUGUUUUUACAACUUCCAUUAUCACGCGGGAGAACAUCGAAGACCACAUGCGAUCAUAUCCCUAUGAUCGAAUCUUGUUCCAUCCGGGCUAUGUCUGCCGAACCUGCCAUACUUUGAAGCCUGCUCGAAGUAAGCAUUGCAGCAUUUGCAAUGACACCUUAGUCCUAAGUUUUCCUACUGCAAUGCGCUCUAAGCACUGGGCGGAGGGAAUUGAAUGGGGAAUGUAUUUUGAAUUAUGGGGAUAUGCAAUUGCCGAUGAUAUUGUCGUUGGAGGAGUUUUUUUGCUGGCAAUGCUGACUGUACUGCUGCCGCUUGCGAUGUUUCUUUACCAUGUGUAUCUGAUCUGGAGCGGUAUGACCACCAACGAAAGCGCAAAGUGGGGUGAUUGGCGAGAUGGUAUUGCGGAUGGACUUGUAUUCAAGGCAAGGAAAAGCGAAAUAUACCCCCAAAAACACCCGGAUUCCCACAUCGUCGAACCUUACGUUCCGUGGCCGAUUCAGGUUGACCAAACCCUGAUAUUCACGGAUGAUGGAAAUCCUCCAAGGGUCGGGUUUUCCCUAGCUAGGGAAUGCAGCUCGAUAACGCAGCCCGGGGACCUGGACGCGAUCGCCGAUCUAAGAUGGAUGAGAUUACAGAGCCUAAAGGAUGUGGUGAAUAUUUACGAUCGCGGAUCCUCCCGCAGAUCUGAAAUGUCAACAGCCCAAAGCCUUGGGGCUUCGGAGCGCUCUGCAAACCAUGGUGGGCCAAAGUGCACUCCGGCUGAGUUGCUGUUGAGGGUGGUUCUCGCCGGGACUUUGACUCACUAUGAGACUCGGGGUAUGAUUGAUGAUAAACGGUUAGAGCAUAUGUUGCUUUCUGGGAAGCAGAUUCUUUAUAAGAGCCAUCAGGAAAGCGAAGUAAGGCAGAAUCUGGGCUUUUCACCGGCGAUAUGGCAAGGCCUCACCGACGUCUUGAGCAAAGCCAUCCCCGUUCUCGAAACACAAUCGUUGGCGGCUCCCGGAACCUGCGAAGAAUCGUCCUCCAACCUCAUAGCGUAUAACUACUUCUCGCUGGUAAAGGAUAUUGAACGGUUGAACGAUCUUUGUACAAUUGCGCGAAAUCUACUUGCGACGACAAAGAAGGCACAAAACCUGGCUGCUGAGAAGGGUUUUGAUCAAAGAAUCUUGUUGCUAAUUGACACAUGCGUCAGAGUUACUGCCAGAGGCUACGAUGGCGAAAGCAACGCUAGAAAUGAAGAAAGAUGGCAAAAAGUUGUUAAUCUCUACAAACGGCUGCUAAUCACUUGCCUCCAGUUCCUCCAUAAUUUUAUCAUGCAUAACGAACAUCGGAAACUUGUGUUGUGGCUUGAUCUCUUUGGUUAUCAUCAAAAUGGCGAGUCAAGUAUAAUAACACCUAUGGAGCCGUUGGAUGCUGGCGGCUCCCCUCCACAAGGUGUAGCACCAGUUGUAAGAGCGGGGGUGCGACUUGUUAGUCCACCCUUGCGCACGAUCUACGACCGAAACGCGGAGGAUAUGUUGCUAGAAACGAUUUCAACUUUCCCCAGAGAACCGGCAUCGUCGAAAGAGGAAGCGGCUAUGAUGUUACUGGCCAACGUAAAGGAUCACAUGGAGAAGCUUCUGGGCCGGAAUCUUAAAGAAAUCCAACAGAUGGGUAAGGAUCCAGACCGAGUGACAGAAAUCCGUGCUGCGCUUACUGCAAUUUUGUCAGCCAAAAUGGAAGGCUGGGCAGAUUUGAAGGACCGAUUCCGUGAAGAUGGAACCGCCCUCGUCGAAGAGGAGCCGACCAGGAAAAAGGCGAUUCUCAGCAUCGAUCGGAGUGCUACGACGGGUUAUCCACGGACGUGUUGGACCGAUUUGCCAGAUUUAGAGGAAUACGGCGCCAUAGCCGCGGUCGACGCACCAGUUACCGCUCAAGACACCGCAAUGUCGCGAUCCCCCCAGUCAGCUGCAGAGACCUUACAGGAAGCGAAAGACGAGUUGAUGGCUAGACUUCAAGAGCCCUCACCUAUCAUGGCCAACGGGGAGUUACAUUACGAGUCGAUGGAUGGUAAUGGUAUUCCACCGGAUGAUGACUCGCGUAGCCUAGAGGCGGCGGCAGAUGGCAGUGUUGACGAGGAAGAAGAUGACGAGGAUGAUGAUGACGAUUAUACCGGUCGACCUGGGGACCAGCAGCGUGGCUUACUCACAGAUAUUCCUCUCGUCCUAGGUCCUGCGGAAAUCGAGGCUCUGCCGAUGAUUAUCCAAGCAGGUAUUGUUGAUAGUUUCGGUCUUAAGGGUGGAGAACGAUCGGGAAAUAAAAAUAUGCAGGCGGUCCGCUGCCAUAUUCUUCUUGCCCAGGAGACUGGUAGAAACCUUCUCCGCGAGCUAUUGAUUUUUAUUGCCGCCUGGGACCUUCCAGAUGAGGAAUUUUACUUUAAGAUGAUGGUUCAAAUCAUGGAAGCUGUGCUUAAGAAUGGUUUGAUGUCUCAUGCUUAUUCGGAUUUCGGGCAAGCAAAGGACAUCAUCUCGCCCGCCCAGGCUGUAGUAAUUAAAAUCCUCACGCACAUUUUCCGCGCCAAGUAUUCACCUCCUAAUAUCACGUCAGCGACUGAGACACCCACUGGCAGAAGCUCUGUCCCGGUCACAAAGGUUGAUGUGCUUACGGUUCGCUACAUCUUUACCGUUUUCCGGGGCAACAUUAUCCCUGAAACUUGUGCUCUGAUUUAUCUCCAAGGUCAAAUCCGCGCGGGCCAUGCACGUCCUGAGGACUUUCCACUAAACCUUUGGGACAUGGAACGCGUGUAUGAAGGAGUUUACCAGUUUCUGGAAUUCUUCGCCGUCCUCACAGAAAACACCGGCUGGAAAAACCUGCUCGUGCAGUGGGAGAUUGUGUACGAUUUGACUACCCUUCUCAAAGAGUUGGAGGGAAGUAUACCCAAAGGAUCACUGAGCUCCAUCAAUUCCGCCGCCACUGCAGCUUCACGUGCGGCUACCCAAUCACCAAAAGAUGCAACAGCGGCACAAGGUGCAAGCAACGUUCCUGUUGCGGUCGAACGACCGUACGACCCGAACGAUCAAGAACCGGCUGAUGCGGCAACUGUCAGCCCAGGAUCCAGAGCCCACUCUCCUCCCGUAGGCAAUGACGACCCAUCCGACUUUGAGUGGCGCAACUUAAAGAAGCUGGUAGUUCUCGUUCUCUCCUCGCUCGUAUGGCAAUGCCCGGAAGUCCAAAACCAGAUCCGCAAGUACGGCGGUUUAGAGACUAUUCUGGCGUGCACGAAUUUCGACGCCCAUAACCCGUACAUCAAAGAACAUGCGGUGCUAUGUCUGAAGUUUUUGCUCGAGGGUAAUCGCGAAAAUCAAAAGGUGAUUGAGGAACUGGAAGCGAGAGAGGUUGUUAGUGAUGAAGGUGGGGUUCUGGAACAAAAAGGAUAUGAAGCGGUGAUCAACGAAGGGAAGCUGGCGAUUCGGACGAAAAAGGAUGCGCAGGCAGUUGAGGAAACUGAAAGCUCGUCGAAUAGAUAG